AUGCAAGAUAAUACAGCUGCUGUAGAAGAGGAAAAACCCUCAUCUUCGGCUAAGAAAUUGCUAAAUCAUUGGCAUAUGAAGCCUCUAUCUGAUCCUACUUUCUGCAACAGGAACAGUUGGAGAGCAAUGAGGGUGAUCCUAUUUACAUCAGAUGUCAAGAUCAAUAGCAUUUCAAUUAUUGGAGGUGCUGAUGGAACAAAUCCUUCCAAGAUGAGGGCUCUUGCAAACGUUGAUCCUAUUGAUGUCGCCAGAAAUAUUGCAGGGUUAAACCCAGAAACUACCCUUGAUAAGCAUUAA
Prunus armeniaca (apricot) is the source of this 297-nucleotide messenger RNA. Lineage: Eukaryota; Viridiplantae; Streptophyta; Magnoliopsida; Rosales; Rosaceae. The record is from the annotation of a GenBank genome assembly.